Molecule: messenger RNA, 1590 nt
Organism: Babesia sp. Xinjiang
Lineage: Eukaryota; Apicomplexa; Aconoidasida; Piroplasmida; Babesiidae
Exons: 6
Coding region: 1-1590 (529 amino acids)
Biological process (GO): transcription initiation at RNA polymerase II promoter
Cellular component (GO): transcription factor TFIIE complex
Source: RefSeq, a predicted model, not a curated record
AUGGAAAGCGCCAUGCAUGGCAGCGUUGCAAAUGGCGGUUAUGUUGGUUUAAAUCAGACAGAACAGGACAUAGUGGAUGUGUAUAAAUCGUUGUGCACGCUUGCCAGGUCUUGCAUCCGCGAUGUAGGAGACGAGGUGCGUUAUAUCACCGUCCCAGUAGACGAGCAGGCAGAAGACCUCACACGACUAAUGAACGAACUGGUGUACAUCAAGUGGGUUCUUUCACUCUCCCGAGGAACAACGGAUGAAAAUCCGUUUUUGCUCACGGUCGCUUCUGUCGGACAGAGCGUGUCAAACGCCUUGCUGUCGUGCCUAGAAAAGGAAGACCAAAGGCAACCCUUAUUGUGUGGUCUGUGUGCUAUAAGGCGUUACCAUAUCGUGGAAGAUGUAACUGCUACAAGCGGUAACGGGAGCGUUGGCGCAGAGGAAAAUUUAAGGGCCGAAAAUAGAAUAAAACAGCUCAUGGUACGUAGUGGAAUAACUGCAGACGAUGUUGAAAGCUCCUUGUCUAUAGUUUACAAACCCGGAAGAUAUAUGGGUUUGGCAUUCGCGCCGAUGCGUGGCGAUUUGAGAGGCGACGUGGUGACUGUCCACACAUACACAGAUGGGAAGAUCGCGGAGUCGGUAUCUGAAAUAUUUAGCAGUUGUACGCGAACCACAUGUACUGUUCGCGGGGGCACUAUGACCUUCAUGAACACUUCUUCCUCAUUCCAUCUACACUUGGAUGCCUCUACGCAGCAUGGCGUCCAGAGCAGUAGCGCAAAAUGCGUUCCUCAAUUUUCUCGGGCAAGCAACAUUACGUACAAGGGCGAGAGGUGCCCCGUCGUUUAUGUGACACACAAGAUAGUGCGAAUACUAGCGCAGCACAACCGUGCGUUACACACCUUAGAGGUGGAAAAGGCGCUGCGCAGCCUUGGUUUCAUGGGUGUCGACAUAUGUACCAACAAGGAGCUGUUCGAGUCACUGCAAAAAGUCAAACGUAUAGAAUUCGACAUUGUACGCAAACGACUGUUGUAUAAAAACCCAUAUGAAUCGGUUACUAGCGCUGAUGCCCUAGUGGACUAUGUCAACAAACAUUAUGUAGUCAAGGGGCUGCGAGUUAACGAGGAACUAUUAAACACCAACCCAAAGAUGGUGGAGUGGAUAGAUGACGUGCUGAGACAUCGCAAGUUACGAGCAGUGCGUUCUACAAUAUCAAAUGUCAAGGGCAAACGCAAAUGCCGAUACGCCGGUAAAUCCAACCAGUGUACUCUUUACAGCAGCGCGAAAUGUGGAGAAUGCGCGAAUAAUGUGCGAGAUGUGUUAUUGUUCCCGCUCGGCAAAGAAAACUUUGAGCAGGACCGUUUCAAGCUGGACCACGACAUCAAGGACUUGUGGGACGCCGUCGCGAUGCCACCCCUUGACCAACUACUGAAGGAGUACAACGUCAGCCAAGUAGAGCACACCUACGUCGCUCCACAGAGAUCGCGGAGGAGAGGCAGGGAACCCAAACAAAGUAACUCCGGGGUUAAAAUGCGCCGGAUCUACAACACACACCUGUUCACCGCACAAGAGCUGUCCGCAGAUAUAUGCAAAACACUACGCAAAUGA